Messenger RNA from Penicillium diatomitis, 354 nucleotides. RefSeq lists its product as uncharacterized. The record is from RefSeq and is a predicted model, not a curated record. Bases 1 to 354 code for a protein of 117 amino acids. The transcript has a single exon. NCBI's taxonomy places the organism in Eukaryota, Fungi, Ascomycota, Eurotiomycetes, Eurotiales, Aspergillaceae.
AUGGACUACAUAAUCUACAUUGGUGACGAUGUCAUAAUGACUCGUGCGACUCUGAGAAUGAAACACGAGCAAGCUGUUAAGACCGUGCAUGAAGAUCUCAAGUCCAAUUCGAAGGCGAUGUAUUCGCGCGAGGAUCUUACGAAGCUCAGAGUCUCCCUUGAGACUUCCGAUACUCAAGACCUACCAGGUACAGGUACCCGUCUCUUCGAGCCUAUGGCUCCCGACAAGAUUUCGCGGUAUUCUUUUGAUGCAUCGAAAAUGUCAAAAGACGACCGCGAGUUUCAUGGGAUUUACGACACUUGCUACCGACCGCGAAAAGGCACAGCUCGCAUUCCCGAAAGCCACGAUGCCUAA